CUCAGUUUAUCCUCACUGGAGUGUCAUCACGUUGAGAACGAUGUAGCAUCCGAAAUGAUGUUCCAAGGUUUUCCCCCUCUCUUAGGUUCAUCUUAACGAAGCUAUAGGCACAUAGUAGUGGGACUUAUCCAUCCACCCUCUCCAUGUGUGCAUCCAUGCCUGUCCUGCGCACUGGGGCUGCCCAGCCAGCCCCUCCAUCUCCACUCGGUCCCUCCUCUCUCUCUCUCUCUUUCUCUCUCACUUCUGAGGGGGGGAGCAGUUUAGUUUAGACAGGCGGACGGGGAGCUCUGAGGCCGAUACCAGCUCAGGGCGAAUAUAUAUAUUUAUAUUAAAAAAAAACCGAAAACUUUGGGGAAGUGCUGACUGACAAGCUGUCGCUGUUUGUGUUUUGACAGGGGAAUGCAUCUCCUUUCACUUGAAGUUGUUUGCACCAUAACCGGUUUUGAGGAGGCGGUGAGGCGCGGCGGCGGAUGGGAACAUACAGCAGCAGCAGCAGCAGCGCCAAACUCACAAUGCGCCCGGAGUGAACGGAGGCAGGGAGACAAUACAGAUCCGCGGGCACACUGAGGAGCUCCCAAUCUCUCAUCUCUUCCUUCCCCCCCUUUAUUUUUUUUUUCCAAACCCUUCUCCAGAGUGGCAUCUCCUCAGUCUACGGCCGAUUUUAUUGAUUGAUCGAGACCCAGUUGACUCCGCGACGAGGGCAAGUGGUUUGAUCUCCAAACUCAGCCAUGACGUCUCCGGCGAAAUUCCGAAAGGACAAGGAGAUAGUGGCCGAAUAUGAAACUCAAGUUAAAGAGAUCCGUGCCCAGCUGGUGGAGCAGCUCAAGUGUCUGGACCAGCAGUGUGAGCUGAGGGUGCAGCUGCUGCAGGACCUGCAGGACUUCUUCAGGAAGAAGGCGGAGAUCGAGGUGGACUACAGCCGCAACCUGGAGAAGCUGGCCGAGAGGUUCCUCACCAAGACGCGCAGUACCAAGGACCAUCUACUCAAGAAAGAGCAGAGCAUUUUAUCACCGGUGAACUGCUGGAACCUGUUGCUGCUUCAGGUGAAGAGGGAGAGCCGCGACCACGCCACUCUGUCUGACCUCUACCUCAACAACAUCAUUCCCCGCUUCGCACAGAUCAGCGAGGACUCGGGACGCCUCUUCAAGAAGAGCAAAGAGGUCGGCGUUCAGCUGCAAGAGGACCUGAUGAAAGUUCUUAAUGAGCUUUACACGGUGAUGAAGACGUACCACAUGUACAACACCGACAGCAUCAAUGCCGAGUCCAAGCUGAAGGAGGCGGAGAAGCAGGAGGAGAAGCAGAUGGGACGCUCCGGUCGACAAGACGACCGACAGACGCCACGCUCCCCCGACACCCUGGCCAGCAUCAAGAGCGAUGAGAAACCCGUCCGGCGCUCCAGCGUGAAAAAAAUCGAGAAGAUGAAGGAGAAGAGACAAGCCAAGUACACAGAGAACAGGCUGAAGGCCAUCAAGGCGAGGAACGAGUACCUGCUCGCUCUCGAGGCCACCAAUAGCUGCGUCUUCAAAUAUUACAUCCACGACCUCUCCGACAUCAUUGACUGCUGUGACCUCGGCUACCACGCCAGCCUACACCGCGCCCUGAGGACCUACCUGUCUGCAGAACAAAACGUAGAGACGUCCAAACACUUGGGCCUGGAGACGCUGGAGGGAGCCACGGAGAGCCUGGAGGCCAACGGAGACAAACAGAAACUGAUGGAGACCUACAACAACGUCUUCUGCCCUCCGGCUCGCUUCGACUUCCAGUCCCACAUGGGAGACACGAUGGGAGUGGUGUGUGCGCAGCAGCCGUUGGAAAUCGAGUUGCUCCAGAGGUGUCAGCAGCUGCAGUCCCGCCUGUCCACGCUCAAGAUUGAGAACGAGGAGGUGAAGAAAACCAUGGAGGCCACUCUGUCCACCAUCCAAGACAUGGUGACGGUGGAGGACUACGAUGUCUCCGAGUGCUUCCACCACAGCAACAGCAUGGAGUCGGUCAAGUCCACUUUCAGCGAAUCCUAUCUCAGCAAGCCCAGCCUGGCCAAACGGCGGGCCAACCAGCAGGAGACGGAGCAGUUUUACUUCACGAAGCUGAAGGAGUUCCUGGAAGGCAGGAACCUGAUCACCAAGCUGGAGGCCAAGCAUGACCUCAUUGACAAGACCCUGGGAGAGAGUCAGAAGACUGACUGUUGCCUUGCCAGUGGACGGAGGAACUCGUCGGUACGGAAGCAGGACUCCGGUGAAGCCAUUCCUCUGAUGGUCGAGAGCUGCAUCCGCUUCAUCAGUCGGCAUGGUCUGCAGCAUGAGGGCAUCUUCAGAGUGUCAGGCUCUCAGGUGGAAGUCAACGACAUCAAGAAUGCGUUUGAGAGAGGUGAGGACCCGCUGGCAGGGGACCAAAAUGACCACGACAUGGACUCCAUUGCCGGCGUCCUGAAGCUCUACUUCAGAGGGCUCGACCAAGCCCUCUUCCCUAAGGAAGUCUUCCAUGACCUCAUAUCCUGUGUCUCGAUGGAGAGCCUCAUGGAGCGGGCAGUCCACAUCAAGAAAGGUCUGCAGUCUCUGCCAAACAAAACCCUCAUCAUCAUGAGAUACCUGUUCGCCUUCCUUAACCACUUGUCUCAGUACAGCGAUGAUAACAUGAUGGACCCCUACAACCUGGCCAUCUGUUUCGGCCCCACCCUGAUGUCUGUCCCCGAGGGCCACGACCAGGUCUCUUGCCAGGCUCACGUAAACGAGCUCAUUAAAACUAUCAUCAUCCACCAUGACACCAUCUUCCCCGGACCGCAGGACCUGCAGGGCCCCAUCUACACAAUUCCUGGAGCUGGAGACGACUUCUGUGACAGUCCACACUGUGAGCCCCCCCUGGUGGAAGAGCCUGCGCCCGACACCGUCUCAGUCGGCCACAACAGUGAAGAUGGCUCCUUGGCUGUUUCAGAGUCCGACCCGUUCGAAGCCAUCGCUCGUUUCGACUACUCCGGCCGGACUAGUCGGGAGCUCUCGUUCAAGAAGGGAGCGUCUCUGCUUCUGUUCCAGAGAGCCUCCGAUGACUGGUGGGAGGGACGACACAACGGUGUGGACGGACUGGUGCCACAUCAGUACAUUGUGGUCCAAGACAUGUCUGAUGGGGGCAGGGGAAGUCCAAAACCUGACGUGGACAGCAGGGACCUGCUGGAGGAGAGGGUGUCCACUAGAGGCAGCGCUGCUUCACCUACUGGAGCUCAUGUGGCUGACAUCUACCUGGCCAACCUGAACAAGAUGAGGAAACGUCCAGAGUCCGGGAGCAUCCGAAGAACUUUCCGGGGCUCAGAGAGCGACAGUACCAGUCCGGGAGCCAGCGGAGGGGGAGGGGGAGGGGGAGGGGGAGGCCCGAGAACAGCUUCUCUUCCUGUUGGCGGGGCCUUGGUGAAAGAAACUGGAGACAAACGGCCCGUCAGUGCUCACAGCAUCCUCAACUCAGUCACUCGGCACUCCUCUCUCAAGACCAAGGUGGAGAGUCCUCAGCUACGCAAGACAACCACAGCAGGGCGCUCCAAGAGCUUCAGCAACCACAGACCACUGGACCCCGAGGUCAUCGCCCAGGUGGAGCCCAGCUCACAGGACAUUGAGGCUGCCAUGAGCUCUGCCCUGAGUGAGCUUACUAAACUGGAGAGACAGAGCACCUCAAAACACACGCACGCCCCUGACGUGGUCCUGGACACACUAGAGCAGCUGAAGGGUGUGGGUGGCGGUGGGGGAGGAGGGGCGUCGGAGCCUUCCAGUCCCCUCCACUCCCGCCUGUUGCGGGACAACGAGGGCGGCUCCUCUCACGGCCACCCACUUCAGCGCAGCGCCUCCUCUGCCAGCGACGUGCCCUCCUCCUUCCGCCCAGCCAAGAGCCAGCCGAGGAGCCCCCUCCCCUCCGCCACGUCCCCCUCCCUCUCCUCCUCCUCCCUCUCCUCAUCCGUACCUUCCUUCAGAGAGCUGCGCCCGCCAGCGACGAGACCCAAACCGGUGGUGUUCCCGAAAAGUGGCGGAGGAGCCUGCAGCCCCGCCAUGGGUUCCCCGACCUCUACUGUGCCCCCUACGCCUCCUCCCCCACCCACAGGCCACACACACUCUCUCCCUCACACCCCUCCACCUCCACCUCCACCCCAGUCUAACGACAAAUCCUGCCCGGCUUAGGAUUCUCUCAGUCUGAUCCACCUUACUGAUUCUCACAAACUCUUGGAUUCUUACAGCUCUUCUAGCAGGUGCAGAAAGCACUUCAUUUGUUUUCACACGAGACCUAACCCACUACUCAUGUGUAGCAUUCACUUCUCGGUGUCCAGGCGAGUUCUUAAGACGCCGUGUUCCCUUUAGGGUGUCGAGAGUUAUUUCUGCCCUCUCCCUGCAGCUCUGCCAUCACAGGCGUAGAAUAAGAUGCUUUCUCUUUCUUUGCCACCACAGAGAUUCCAGGGAUCGUCGGACUUUUAAGAUCUCGUACAAGGGAACAGGACUCAGGACAGGCACCUACAGCUUACAUACACUAGUUUGUGAUGUUUGAAAUGUGUUUGAGUGAGCGUGCAAGCGUGUUACUUGCCUUUUACACACAGAAUUAAGUGAGGAACAAAAAGCACUGUUUGAUUUUUGUAUAGUAGACAUGACAGAGUUUUUUUGUUUUGUUGAGUUUUUCUUUUUAAUGACCCAUGACUAGCGGACUGGAAGGGAGUGUUUGAUUCCUGAGAAUAGACUGUGAAAUUCUAAGCUCUCAUUCUGUGUAGAAAUGAAAACUCACUGACUCGCUGCUUCAGAAGUGGAAAGACUGCAGAUUACAGGUGUUUCCGAUUGAUGGUGAAAGGAAAGAAAACUGGGCCAAAUAUCAGUGUAAGUCAUGUGAUCAAGAGCUUUAUUUUAUCUCUUCCUCCAGUGUUUGAUCUGUUGGUGAUUUUUUUUCUAUUAUUAUUAUUAUUAUUAUUAUUAUUAUUGUUCAGUACUAGUACCACAACAGGAGCAUAGCAGGAGCAGCGCUCUCCAAAACAUAACAACAGUAACUCCAAAUAUAGCAAUAAAAAGAAUGAAAGCUGGUAGUUUGAGGCAUUAUGCUGCUUCCCUCCUGCAGCUCUAUUGUGUAUGUAGAGGACCACUGAAACCCAGCAUUUUUAUAGGUAAUGUUGAAUCGCACUCACACACGGGCACACGCAUUUUCUCCAAAUGGGUGUGUUUUUUGUGGCAGCUAAACGCCUUUCAGGUUUUUCCUUGCAUGCUGGGGCCAUAGACAUCAGUUUAUAUAUCAGCAGUGCCAGCUAGAGGACGACUUCAAAACAAAGUUACAGCUUGCUCCUUUAACUAUAUCCUUCAGACUUAACAGUAAAAAAAGGGGUUUUAUUAUUCUAAUGGUGUGUAUGUAUGUGUAAUAAUCAUGAUAACUGGAAGCAUGGAGCUGAGGAUCCUCCUGAGUGUGUUUAGAUAGAAGCACAACCAACCACCUCAUCCGAUGCGUUCUUAAGCAAAAGUUUGCUUUUAUUAUUAUAAUUAUUUUUUUUCCCAGUUGUUUAUUAAUGCUCAGAUGAUGUAAUGCUAAACAUUUUGAACUGUGUAGCUGUCUGGGUGUGUGCAUGUGUGUGUGUGCCUGUGUGAGCAUGCAAGGAGUAUGUAUGCACCACUUCCCACCCCUGCCCCCCCCCCACCACCCACCACCCGUCAUCAUGGGAUGCCGCUCGGCAGCAACUAUAUGGCGUAACACACAGGAAAACCCUUCAGCUAGCAGCAGCCGUGCUGAAUAAAUAAGCACUGUGUAUGUGUUGCCAAAAAAGUCUGCAGGGAUACAUAAAAUGUUGUCUUCAGUUGCUCAGGUCCAGUGUGCAGGAUUUGGGAUGAUUUAGAGCCAGAAAUAGAAUCUAAUAUUCAUAAUUACAUUUCCAUUAAAGGGGCAACAUGUUGUUGGAAAAGUCCAAACUCGGCAUAACAUCUGAAUAAACAAACUGUACUCAGAGGAAAAUAAGGUCCUCAGAACACCGUUUGAAGCUUGAAAGGUGGCAGGGCCCGCCAAAGAUAAACAAAGUUAAAUGGUAUGAGAUCGUGUUGUCCUUUAAGGUCAGUUUGUUCAUUCAGUCCUGAAAACAAAGAGAGAUUAUUUACUUUUGUUUAGGCAUAAAAAAUCCAUCAAUAAAGGUAUUUUUUCUGAUUAAGUUUUCUUUGUCAAAAAAAAAAAAUACAUAGUGCACCUUUGAUUAUAUAUAUAUUAUAUAAUUAUUUAUUCACUUGAUAAGAAUCACUGCAUUUUCAUUACCUUCGAAUGAGCAUUUUAUAUCUUUCUCAAACUUGUUCAGAGUAAACCAUCUGCUUAAGUAAAGUAUUCUAGGAUAUUUGGCAAUGUUAUACCUUUAGUUCAGUUUUUCCUCUACGUGUGAACACUCUUGUAAUCAAUAAAGGAUCGCAGACUUUUUAGUUGGUUGCCCUCAGCAACCUCCCUGCUAGAUGCCACUAAAUCCUACACACUGGACCUUCAAAAGAAAGAGGCGAGAAAACCCCAAACCCAGGAUCUUAGACUUUUCCUUUUUUAAAUAUAAUUUGCUAAAAUGUAUCUUUGCAUUAUUAGAUCUGAUGAAGAAUUGAGGAUUAUGUGAAUCAUUUUGUAAACACUGACUUCCAAAGUUGAGGCAUGCCAUUCAUGGUAAGCUGAAUAACACCUUUCCUGUCCUCGAAAACAGUAUUGAUUGAAUUCUGUCCUCAUAUUCCCCAUCUUCCCCUUCCUCCAUCCUCCUCCCAGAGAGACGGCACAUACUGCAUUCCUGUAUGUUCUCCAGGUGAUGAAUUAUAACUGUAAAGGGUUUUUUUGUUUUUUUUUAAAUCUCUGUAUACUGUUGUGUAUGACCUGGCGUAUUUUGUGUUGCUCUUACCUCAUUGUGACAGCUAGAGGGAGUGUGACCGUGUAUGUGUGUGUGUGUUUGCAGUGAACUGAUCGACGCACACAGGCACUCUCACACAUACAGACGUGCAUGUGGUUGGUUGGUUGGUUGGUUGGUGUGUUUUGUCCCGGCCGUUGGGACUCUUCUUCGAUCUUAAAUCAAUCAUCGUGCACUUGAACAACUUGGCUUGCGUGUGGACUAACUGUGUGGGGAUGAGUUGUCAGAAUUGAAUAUUGUUAAAUAUGCAUUUUUGUGUCCAUUUGAAAACAGCAGAACUAAAAAAAAAAAAAAAAAAAGACUGUAAUGUCAAAUCUAUUUAUAGUUGUCUCUGUAUUACUGGAGAAUCCUGUGUUCAGAUGUACUUUGUAUAUACAAUGUUGUACAUUACAGAGGUACACUCUUUUUUGGUACAAUAUUGUACAGUAAUAGCAAUAGUAGUUUAAUCAAAUAGGCCUUAUAUAAUUCUAUGUGUAGUUCUUGUAGUAGAUCUGUUUUUUAAUAAACAUUGCUUGCUAUAAAGAUU
Molecule: messenger RNA, 7382 nt
Organism: Acanthopagrus latus (yellowfin seabream)
Lineage: Eukaryota; Metazoa; Chordata; Actinopteri; Spariformes; Sparidae
Gene: srgap2
Product: SLIT-ROBO Rho GTPase activating protein 2
Exons: 23
Coding region: 729-4154 (1141 amino acids)
Biological process (GO): signal transduction; negative regulation of cell migration
Cellular component (GO): cytoplasm
Molecular function (GO): protein binding
Source: RefSeq, a predicted model, not a curated record